CAAAUCAAGCCGAUGACUUUGUUCGGUAGUGUCUCGUCGAUCGUUGCCUUACGUAAAUUGCUGUGAAUAAUAUUUUGGAUUAUUCGUGUAAACCGAUCUGUUCCGUGAUAUUUACUUUUACACGAAAAAUACGGAUUGUCAGGCCAGCUUUAACAGCUUUUUCAUCGACACGUUAUCAGUGGGCGCGUUGAGCGGCACAAGCGGCGUGGGCCUCCCCACGCUGGUAUCGGAUUCAACGCUGGGUGCCGUGGAUAUGGUCCAGGAAGGGGAGACUGGCGCGGGAAGCGAUGGUCUUAUCGCUCCGCGUCGGUUGCCCAACCCGUAUCUAGAAAGUCCGCAGCGCAUGGAUCUGCAUAGGGAAUUGCUCUUCAAUCAAAGGAUAGGAAAGAAUGUCCUUAAUCAAAAGAGUGAACUACAGAAGGCGCUUUCAAAACACAAAGAAAAGCAGAUUAUGAAUCAAGUUAAGGAACACAGGGAAACGCCAGAACUGGAACGGGCUAUAGCGGAGAGGGCACGUCGGCUAGAACAAGGCGAACAGAGCACAGAUGAAAUAGAACCUGGAACUAAUCCGACGCUGCAGGAGGUGCGCGCGCGGCUGCGACAUGCUGCAUCGCCAUCUCCUGCUGCUUCCGCUCAUUAGUUCUAUACCUAUAUAGUACCUUACAUCAAAUACAUAUUCUUACCUAUUUUUAAGAGUAUACCGAAGUCUAGUAAUGUCUGCAAUUUUUGUCAAUUGUCACAACUUUACUUUCCACAGCUUGUUUUCAUAAGUACAGAGUACAAGUGCACUUACAUAUAUAGAUGAACUUAUAUUCCUCGAUUAAUUUUAAAAAUGUCUAUAAAUCUUAAAUUGGCAUUUUAUUUCCACUUCACAUCUGGGUAUUUGUUUAUAUUCUAUUUUGAAAGUAUUGUAUGAUGGUUAAGUGGGAGUCGUUAUAUAAAUAUAAUGUUUUAUGUCACUAUAAGAACAUUUUUAUAAU
Molecule: messenger RNA, 980 nt
Organism: Achroia grisella
Lineage: Eukaryota; Metazoa; Arthropoda; Insecta; Lepidoptera; Pyralidae
Product: protein FAM107B
Exons: 4
Coding region: 254-640 (128 amino acids)
Source: RefSeq, a predicted model, not a curated record